Paramecium tetraurelia is the source of this 2580-nucleotide messenger RNA. RefSeq lists its product as uncharacterized. The record is from RefSeq and is a predicted model, not a curated record. Gene Ontology annotation, molecular function: carbohydrate binding; hydrolase activity, hydrolyzing O-glycosyl compounds. Lineage: Eukaryota; Ciliophora; Oligohymenophorea; Peniculida; Parameciidae. Gene Ontology annotation, biological process: carbohydrate metabolic process. The transcript is spliced from 3 exons.
AUGUUAUUAAUAUUGUACAUUCCUUUAAUAUCGGCUUCUUAUCUUUAUGAGAAUUCAACACUCAUCACAUAAACAUUGUUUUAUGAAAGAGAAGGCAACCCCAUGUACAAUUUAAGUGUGUUAACAACCUAAGAAUCAUACAAUUAAUUGGAUAUCAAGAUUGAAGAUCUCGAAAAGCGAUAAUUUCAUAUUCCCUCAGAAAUGGAACCAUUUAAAAGCAUUUAUAAUGAUAUCGUUAAUCCCAUUGAAUAUUCGCAUUACGAUUAUGAAACCCUAAUUGAUGAAUCUCCUUUUAAAUUUAAUGUAAUCAGAGUCGAUACUCAAGAAACUAUACUCUCUUUAUUUGAUAUUAUAGUUUCUGAAUUGUACAGUGAAUUUACAGUGAAAAUACCUACUAAAUACUUUUUUGGAUUAGGAGAAAGGAAUCAAAAAGGAUUCAGGUUCAAAGAAGGAAUUUACACUUUGAUGGCUAAAGACGUCCCUUAAUUGUUAGAAGAUGGCAAAUAACCAGGGAAAGGUGUCUAUUCAUCUCACCCAGUGUAUUUGAUGAGAGAAAGAUCAGGCAAAUACCAUGUGUUGUUUUUUAAGAAUAGUUCGCCUAUGGAUGUCGUCUAUAAAGAGGAUAAGUUGACAUUCAAGUACAUCGGCGGAAUACUGUAAUUGAAACUCUUCUUAGGUGACUACGAUCCUGAGACUGCAGUUAAAUUAUAUCACUCCUAUUUAGGAGGUUGGGCAUUGCAUCCCUUUUGGGCCAUGGGAUAUCAUCAUAGUAGAUGGCCAAUUAAAAGUAGUGAGAAGUUGAAAGAGUACGUUCAUAAUCAUAAGGAAAAUGAUAUCCCCAUAGAUACUAUAUGGUCAGAUAUCGAUUACAUGAAUGAUAGAUAAAUCUUUUCUGUGGAUGAAACGAGAUUCCAUAAGAGUGACUUUGAAGAAAUAUAAAAUCAAUUGGGAGUGAACUACAUCCCAAUUAUUGAUGUGGCAGUCGGAGUUAAGUAUGGUAAACAAGAUAAAGGAUUCAGAGAGGGAAUCAAUUUAGAUAUCUUUUUAAGAUCUCCAAAUACAGGUCAAAGAUUUAGAGGUAAUGUAUGGCCAGGAUCUUCAUAUUUUCCAGAUUUCUUUCAUCCGAAUUGUUCGACUUAUUGGAGGACUAUGAUCAAACAUCUCUAUCAAAGUACUAAUUUUAGCGGAUUAUGGAUCGAUAUGAAUGAGCCAACUAAUUUCUGCGAUGGGGAAUGCGACCUCUAAUCAGGAGGCGAUAAAUGGAAUUCUACAAUGGACUACACUGACAUUAAUGAAGAUUACAAAAACAAUCAUAUUAGAUUCCCUUACAUUCCUGGAGUGUCACCGCUUGAAAAGAUGACUCUCCCUCCAAAUUUAUACCAUUAUGGCAAAUACCUCCACAAGGAUGUUCAUAAUCUUUAUGGAUUGCAAGAAUCAUAUGAAACAUAUUAAGCUUAAAAAGAAAUUGGAAAACCAUUGCCAUUUAUUAUCUCAAGAUCCACUUUUCCUGGAAGUGGCCAUUUUACCUAGCAUUGGGAGGGAGACAACGAAGCCUCGUAUACAUUUCUGUAUUUAUCUGUUGGGUCCACAAUGCAAUUCAAUAUCUUCGGUAUACCCAUGGUAGGUGCUGAUGUGUGUGGAUUCUUAGAUAACACUACCCCUAAUUUGUGUGCUCGCUGGGUUUAAUUGGGUAGUCUUUACCCAUUUUUUAGAAAUCACAAUAAUGAUAGAGCCAAGGAUCAAGAAUUCUAUUCUCUUGGUUAGGAUGUGUAUUAAGCAGCCAGAAGAAAUAUUAAAUUAAGAUAUUCUAUUAUCAAAUGGUACUAUUCGUUGUUCCUGAGAUCUAAUCACACUGGUACAAUAUUUCGACCAGUGUUCUUUGAAUUUAAUGAUGAUGUUAAUCUAUUCAAGGAUGAAGUGUUGGAUACAUAAUUUCUAAUAGGAGAUGAACUAAUCGCCACUCCUAUCUUGAUAGAAAAUCAAACCAUAAGAAAGGCAUACUUCCCCAAAGCAUAUUGGUAUCAUUUCUUAAGUGGAUCUAGAUUGUAAAAGUAAGAAGAUCCAGGAUUGGAACAUUUUAUUGUGUGUAAAUACACAGAUUAUGUUCCAUUAUAUAUAAGAGGUGGUAGUAUCAUCUUACAAUAAAAUAUCACUAAUGUAAGAUCCAUUAAGGAUCUCAAAAAUCAUUUUCAUGCUGUCAUUGCUAUUGGUGAAAAAGAUUCCUUUGGUACGAUGAUCGAUUUGGAUGAAUUCUCAGAUUAAAAAAUUUUAGAGAAAUGUGAUCAAUCAAACUGCAUUCUUAAUGUAAAUUUCUCGAUACAAGAAAAUAAAGCUGAAUUUACGAUUGUGAGAGCUGAUAAUGGCAAACCAGCAUCAUAUCCAUUAUUUAUUAAUAGAUUAAAAAUCUAUGGUUUAUCACCAUCCUAAAACAUUAAAUGUUCAAGCAAUAAAAUUGUUGAGUGUUCAUACAGCAAUGAUAAUACAUUCCCGUAUAUUUCCAUCAUAGAAUUAAAUGAAGGAAUUGGCCUUGAGUUUGGUGAAACAACAGACAUAUUCAAAUUAACAUUAUAAUUUUCAUGA